Peniophora sp. CBMAI 1063 is the source of this 522-nucleotide messenger RNA. The record is from the annotation of a GenBank genome assembly. NCBI's taxonomy places the organism in Eukaryota, Fungi, Basidiomycota, Agaricomycetes, Russulales, Peniophoraceae.
AUGCUCUUCUCCAGCCUCGUUGCCAUUGCCUCGGCCGCUCUCGCCAGCGCCACUCCCACUAAGCGCGUCGACAACCGCGAAUGGAUUAACCUCAAGGCCUCUUACGGCUACGAGGGUCAGGACCUCUGUGUCGGUCUUCCCCCGAUUGCGUCAGGCUCGUACCUCGGCGGAGCCAUCUGUGGCACCGGCAACGCCACCAUCAGCGACCUCACGACGCUCAUUGCCCUGUACGGUGCCGGCAAGUCCGGUCUUCUCGAGAUCACGAAGUACGGUUGUCCCACGUCGACCGGCGCGGAUCUCACCGGCGCGUCGAACAUCCCUGUCGUUGACUGCGACAUCUACGAUGAGAACCAGUUUUGGACGAUCCAGAGCAAUGGCUCGGUCACGAACGAUGCGACGGGGACUUGCCUUACUUUCGGCAGGAAGGCUCCCAGCGCUCCCUUGACCCUCAACACUUGCGACUCGCCCGAGGGACCUCUUGCGAAGGCUCAGCUCUUCUACUACGACGAUGUCUCAGCUUGA